This is a messenger RNA of Synchiropus splendidus (mandarinfish), 1005 nucleotides long. RefSeq names its product trans-1,2-dihydrobenzene-1,2-diol dehydrogenase-like. The record is from RefSeq and is a predicted model, not a curated record. The coding region runs from base 1 to 1005 and encodes 334 amino acids. NCBI's taxonomy places the organism in Eukaryota, Metazoa, Chordata, Actinopteri, Syngnathiformes, Callionymidae. Gene Ontology annotation, molecular function: nucleotide binding. The transcript has 7 exons.
AUGGCAACGCGAUGGGGACUGUGCGGCGCCGGAAAGAUCAGCCAUGACUUUAGCGUGGCCAUGAAGACCCUUCCCCCGGGGGACCACCAGAUCACAGCGAUCGCUUCAAGGAGCAAAGAUCAAGCUCAGGAGUUUGCCAAGAGGCAUGGGAUUCCCAAGGUGCACGGCAGCUAUGAGGACCUGGCCAAAGACCCAGACGUCGACAUUGUUUACCUCGGAGUGCUGCACACUGAGCACUGGAAGGUCGGUUUGCUCUUCCUGAAGGCUGGUAAGAACGUGCUGUGUGAGAAACCCUUCGCCAUGAACUGCAGACAGGUGAAGGACCUGGUUGCCACCGCCAAGAAAAGCGACGUCUUCCUCAUGGAGGCCAUAUGGUCCCGCUGCUUCCCCGUCUACGCGGAGGUCCGCCGGCUGCUGGCGGAGCAGGCUGUCGGGGAGGUGAAGCUGGUGAAGGCCUACUUUGGUUCCCCACAGCUGACCAUCCCUCGCUCUGUGGAGAAGGAGCUGGGAGGAGGCGCCCUGCUGGACAUCGGAGUAUACUGCCUGCAGUUUGUGCUGAUGGUGUUCAACGGCGAGAGGCCACAGUCCAUCCACGCCUCUGGAGUACUGCUGGACUCAGGAGUGGACGAGUCGGUAGUCGUGGUGAUGAAGUUCUCUGGGAACAGAAUGGCGUGUUGCACUUUUUCCAUCGCAGUCCGUCUUCCAAAUGAUGCUGUCAUCAGCGGAACCAAAGGCUCCAUACAAGUCCUCGGCCCGAUGCACUGUCCCACCGCGCUGCUGGUGAAUGACAAGCAGGCCGAGUUCCCUCUGCCCGACCCCUCGCUCCCCCUCAACUUCACCAACAGCACCGGGCUUCGCUACGAGGCUGAGGAAGUCAGACAGUGUCUGCUCAAAGGACUUAAGGAGAGCCCACGGAUGCCUCUGGCAGAGUCCAUCUUACUGACAGAGAUCAUGGAUGAAAUCAGGAAGCAGGUCGGCGUUCGCUACAGUCAGGACGGAGAGUGA